This is a messenger RNA of Solea senegalensis (Senegalese sole), 3009 nucleotides long. Its product is annotated as BUB3-interacting and GLEBS motif-containing protein ZNF207-like. Lineage: Eukaryota; Metazoa; Chordata; Actinopteri; Pleuronectiformes; Soleidae. The record is from RefSeq and is a predicted model, not a curated record. Gene Ontology annotation, cellular component: nucleus. The transcript is spliced from 11 exons. Bases 106 to 1500 code for a protein of 464 amino acids.
UCUCGACGCCAUCUUCCUUCCGUCAGUUGGAUUGUUAGCUCCAGUUAACUCUAUUAGCAUCAGCUGUUGUUUUGCAGGACUUUCAAGCGUUAAGCUAAAAAAGCCAUGGGACGAAAGAAGAAAAAGCAAAUGAAACCUUGGUGUUGGUAUUGUAACAGGGAUUUUGAUGAUGAGAAGAUUCUCAUUCAACACCAGAAGGCCAAACAUUUUAAGUGCCACAUCUGUCACAAAAAGUUGUACACCGGACCUGGGCUCGCAAUCCACUGUAUGCAGGUACACAAAGAGACGAUUGAUGGAGUUCCCAAUGCAAUACCUGGAAGGACAGAUAUUGAAUUAGAAAUAUAUGGCAUGGAGGGUAUUCCAGAGAAAGACAUGGAGGAGAGAAGAAGGGUGCUGGAGCAGAAGAAUCAAGAGACCCUGAAGAAAAAGCAGAGCCAGGAUGACUCUGAUGAGUUUGAUGAAGAUGAUAAGCCUGGUCCCUCCUUCCAGGCGGGCUACACCCCCCCCAUGAUUCAACCCAGCAUGCCUCCUUGCUCUGGAGCUCCACUGAUGCCACCAGGCAGCUACUCAGGAAUCCCCCCAGUGAUGUCAGGUGUGCCACCAAUGAUGCCAGGAAUGCCUCCUAUAAUCCAUGGAAUGCCUCCAGGGAUGAUACCAAUGGGUGGAAUGAUGCCUCCAGGUUCAGGGAUACCUCCAAUGAUUCCAGGCAUCCCACCAGGCAUGCCUCCUCCAGUGAGUCACCGUCCAGGCAUCACGCACAUGGCCCAGGUUCCCCCUGCUGUGAACAUGCUAAGCAGACUUACUGCUCCUGCUGCCAUGACUCCCUCAGUCCAGCCUGAUGUCACCAAACCUCUGUUCCCUAGUGCUGGACAGAUGGGAUGUCGGGUUGCAAGUAAAAGUGCUGGUUCACCGAGUGCAGACUCAAAGUCUGCCUCUCCUAAAGCUCUGAUCUCUUUCACAACACAAAGUCAGCAGACAGAGUCAGGGUCUCUUCAUCCUCCCCCUUCUACUUCCUCUGACCUUGCAAAGCCCACAUUUCCUGCCUACACUCAGGUCACUGCAGCUGUGGUCAGCCCCAAUGCUGGCAGCAGUGCAGUCUCCAAACCUCCCUGUGCUAUGACCAGUAAGCCCGCCACCCUCACCACCACCAGUGCAACCAGUAAGUUGAUCCACCCAGAUGAGGAUUUGUCACUGGAAGAGUUGCGAGCUCAGUUGCCCAGGUAUCAGCGCUGUAUUCCCCAUCAAGGCCAAGUGACUGUUUCUUCUGCUCCAUCAGUGGGUCCCAUGGGGGGCUUGAUAUCUUCUCAGCAGCCUAUUAUGAGGCAUCCAAUACCAAGCCAGUAUGUUGGUCCACCACAGGGGAUGCCAGGCUAUAUACCAGGAGGAAUACCUCCGUACCGAUCGGCCGCCCCUGUGCUUCCCCCAGGUUACCAAGGAGUCCCUCAAAGGUCGCCCAUUGGAUAUAGACCCCCGGUCAUGUCUUCUGGAGGCCGCUUCUGAAGCCUGCCUUCCUCUCUACAAUAGGUUUGGACACUUAACCCUUUUCUAAUGUCCAGAAUUAGUAUUGUAGUACAAUACACUGUUAAUUCUUCUAAGGAAAGAGACACUGAAUAAACACCAAACAAAAGAGCUAUAAAAGCAUCACUGAGCGCAUGGGAAAAAUUUACUCUGCACUUAACCAAGAGUAUUAACUGUUGUUUCAAACCAUUUCUGUUCUGUGGUGUUUUUCCUUAUGUUUCAUUUAGGUGUGUAGAAGUGUAAUAGAUAUGGUUCGUAGUGUUGUGAAGGCGCUGGAGUUACAUGGGGAGUACCCACCCUUUAUCAAGGCAAGUUGUUUAUGUAAAAACCUUUCUGUUUUAUGCUCAUCAGUGAGGCCUUCACAGCACACAGUGCUGUUGGACUUUUUGUCCCCAACUUUGUUUGGUGAGGGCUUCAAGUGACUUAUGUAUUCAUUAUGUUCUGUGCUAAUAAUUUAAUGAAGACAAAGUAGUGGAACUAGUUCAUGUAUUGUUGUAAACUGUAUUGUAAUAAAAUGUGGGGGAAAAUAGACGACACAGCAGGUUUGUACUUCAGUAAUAAUCUACAGAGUCACUGUUUUUGUUGUCUUGAAGAUUGAACACUGAAAGCCAGUAGAAGAAGUACGUUUUCCUAUGUUUUCUUGUGACCAUAAGUGGUACAUUGAAUUUAUAUCACUGAUGCACUGUACAUGGCACUGGCAAACUGGCCCAUGAAAUGCUGAGUGCACUGUACAGCUGCAUGUCAUCCAGGUCACUAGUGGCUACAGUGCUAAAACCCAGAUUUCUCUUCUCCCUGUAGCAUUACCAUGGGGGACUGUCUGAGGCCCUGUCUCAGUGUAGCCCUGUUUCAGCCUGAGGCAAGUCUCAUAAUUUUUUGUCUUUUCAUUCAUUACCAGGGGCCCUCACAGCUUACAUGCUGUUGGAUCUAUAUGUCCCCAAACUUGCAGCAAGUUUGGUGAAGGCCCUUGUUUGUGUUGUUGCCUUUAAGUACCAUUUCCAUUGGACAUGUUUGCUCAUGUGGAUUAUAUCUUUUCUUAAGAGCUUACGAACCUGUUUAGACCUGGUAUUAACAUCCAUUCUGAGUAACAGAAACCACAUUCAGUAGUGGUUUUAGGAAGCAUGUGGUCUUGUGUCUGAGCUGCAUGGACGCAGUCUGUCCUCAGUAAGGAUGACAGCCACAGCUGCAAUAUUAACAUAUUGCAUAACAAUAACAUAACACAUUUUUUUUUUCCUAUGGUUAAAAAUAGAAAUUGACUAGUUUGAAUCCUUUUCCUUUUUUCUCUUUCUCUCACAAAACUAGUUUUUAUAUCUUAGUGAGGACACCAUAGACAAUGCAUUCCUUAGCCCCUUACACUAAUCUUAACAUCACAACUAAGUGCCUAACCCUUACCAAAAUCUCAACCCAAUUCUAAGGUCUUAAUCCUGAAAAAGCCCUUAAGGUUGUGGGGCCCAGACAAAAUGUCUCCACAAAGAUAGGUCUGCAUGUUUUUCU